Rotaria sp. Silwood2 is the source of this 3084-nucleotide messenger RNA. The record is from the annotation of a GenBank genome assembly. Lineage: Eukaryota; Metazoa; Rotifera; Eurotatoria; Philodinida; Philodinidae.
AUGCUCAUCGUGUCAUUGUCACGUAUCGUGCUGUUAUUAAUCAUCCUUAUAUUGAUUGCAUUUCUAACUAACAAUAGCAAUUGUGAUCAGGAUGAUAAUAGUCGAACACAUAUUCAUCGUUAUUAUCCACCAGAAUUUCGUGCUGCACAUAGUCCAUCUUAUGAUUAUAUCUAUAUACCAGGUGAUAUUUUACUUGGUGGUUUUUUUCCUAUUCAUCAACCACCAUCAAAUGAAUAUGGUUCUAAUCAGUGUACAGCUAUUAAACGUGAACGUGGUAUUCAACGUCUUGAAGCAAUGUUAUUUGCAUUAGAUGUUAUUAAUAACCGAUCAUCUUAUUUAAUGUCUUCGAUGCUUAACAAAUAUAACAUACGUUUUGGUGCAUUAAUAUAUGAUUCAUGUGAUUAUGAAUCUUAUGCAGUUGAACGUGCACUUAAUAUGUUAUUGCCAUCACUUAAUCAAUGUAUGUCAUCACCUAAACAAAAUCAUUCAUUAUCAUUGAUUGCUGGUGUUAUUGGUAGUGCAUCAAGUAUUGUUUCAAUGGCAAUUGCAGAUAUUCUUCGUCUAGCUGAGGUGGUCAGUAUUAUCCAAUUUCUCAAUUGGACUUAUGUUGCUGUUAUUAAAGAAACUGGUUCCUAUGGUGAACGUUUAACAGAUGAUUUUAAAGCAAAACUAAAGAAUAAAACAAUUUGUAUUGCUGGUGAAUUAUCGGUUAAUAUAAAAGAUUCACAUUCUUAUGUACGUGUUAUAAAAGAAUUAUAUGACGAUGAAAAAUAUCGUUUUGUUGUUGGUGUUAUUGUUUUUGCACAAGAAGAUUCGGUUAGGCAAAUACUCAAUCAAACAUCAUCACAGAAAGCAUUAAAUGGUCGAUGGGUUUUUCUUGGUACGGAUGGUUGGGGAAAAAAAUGGUAUCCAGUAGAAAAUUUUGGACGUGCUGCUAUUAAUGCAAUAACAAUAGCUCCGAAAUUAUAUUUAAUUUCAGAAUUUGAUGAUUAUUUUAAUAGUUUAAAGCCAUCGAAAAAUACUCGAAAUCCAUGGUUUCAAGAGUAUUGGGAAGAAACAUAUAAAUGUAAAUUUGAAGAAACACCAAAAACUAUAUUUAAUCAAAAUUAUACACGUUUAUGUUCAGAUAUUGAUAGUACAUAUACGAAUUUAUCUGUACCGUAUUUUCAAGAAGGUUAUGUUCAUUAUGUUGUUGAUGCUGUAUUCACACUUGUAAUUUCUAUACAAAAAUUAAUUGAUGAAAAAUGUCCAAAUUCUUCCACAAUUAAACCAUUAUGUAAAGAAUUUUUCCCAUUUGAUGGAACCAAAUUAAUUUCAAUUUUACGUAAUAUUACUUUUCGUAAUGAAUUAUCAAAACGUAUUAUUAAAUUUACAAAAGACGGUGAUGGUAUUGGAACUUAUGAUAUAUUUCAAUAUCAAAUUAUUAAUUCAACUGAUACACUUGAUUAUUUUACUGUUGGUGAAUUUAGUGAUAGUGAUCAAAGUAAUGAAAGAGUUCGUAUUGAUCUUCAAUCAUUAAAAUGGUUUAAAUAUGAUCGUGAAUCAUUCCAAUGGUCUGAAACAGGGACAACACCUCGAUCGUUUUGUAGUAAAUCUUGUCAUUCAGGUGAAAUACGUACAAAUACAGAUUCUCAACAAUGUUGUUGGACAUGUCGUUCAUGUGAAUUAUUUCAUAUAGCCGUUAAUGAAACAAUAUGUUUACCAUGUUCACAAAAAGAAAUACCAAAUUCAAAUUUUUCUAAAUGUAUACCUAUUGCCGAAGAAUAUCUAUCAAUACAAAAUAUAAUAGCAUGGCCAGCAUUAAUACUUUCAUCAAUUGGUAUUUUAAUGACAAUAUAUACAAUUGUGAUUUUUAUACGUUUUGCUCAAACACCAAUUAUAAAAGCAUCAUCACGUGAAUUAAGUUAUUUUUUAUUAUCUGGUAUAUGUUGUUGUCAUUUAUGUGCAUGGCCACUUAUACUUAAACCACAUUUAUUAACAUGUUUAUUUAUACGUAUUGGUGUUAGUUUAAGUUUAACUAUAUGUUUAGCUGCACUUUUAACAAAAACAAAUCGUUUAGCACGAAUAUUUAAUAAUAGUCAACGUUUAACACAACCAUCAUGUCUUUCACCACGUUCACAAUUAGGUAUAUGUGGUGGAAUUGUUAGUGUACAAUUAAUAGGUGUUAUUCUAUGGAUAAUUAUAUCACCACCAGCAAUUAAAUUAAAACCUGAAUUAAAACAUAAUCAAAAACGUUUAAUAUUAGUUUGUCAAACCGAUAAUGAAUAUAUAGCUUGUUCAUUAAUUUAUAAUAUGAUACUUGUUAUAUCAUGUACAUUAUAUGCAAUUAAAACACGACAUAUACCAGAAAAUUUUAAUGAAGCUAAACAUAUUGGUUUUGCUAUGUAUUCUAUAUGUAUUAUUUGGUUGGCAUUUGUACCGAUAUUUUUUGGUUUAAGAAGUAGUGAAAACUGGUUUCGUAUUCAAUUGGUUAGUCUUGCUAUUUGCCUUAGUUUAUCAGCUACUGUUAUACUUUUAUGUUUAUUUGCACCUAAAUUAUAUAUUGUUCUUUUUAAUCCGUCCAAAAAUAUACAUGUGAAAUUUAAAACAACAUUAUCAACUCCACAACCCUCACUUGAACGUCCAAGUACAAGUAAUAAUCUUGAUGAAUUAGCGGCAGCUGCUAAUCGUCGUCGGCGGCAUACGUCAACAGAUUAUACAACUGAAGUUUCAUUAUAUACUUCAAAAUCUGAUAGUUCAGCUUUGAAUUUAAAUGAUGAAGCAAUUCAAACAAGUAGUGUAAUUGGUGGUAGUUCAAUUUUAAAUGGUGCAUGUACCGAUGCUGAACGACAUCAACAAUAUCAACAUUCAUGUACACAUGAUGAUGAAACAACAGAGUUUUUAUCAAUAUCUAAACAACGUAUAGCAUCAAAUCAUCUUCAACAUUCGCCAUUUAAACCAGUAUCAUCAAAUUUAGUUAUAGCAGCAGAAAAUCCAUGGAAAAAAUUAAGUAAUGUUCGAUAUAAACUUGAUGGACAUGAUAAUAAUCAACGUAAUGAAACACAUUAUCAUCAUGUUCAUGCACAACAUAUCACUUUUGUCUAA